Rodentolepis nana is the source of this 318-nucleotide messenger RNA. The record is from the annotation of a GenBank genome assembly. NCBI's taxonomy places the organism in Eukaryota, Metazoa, Platyhelminthes, Cestoda, Cyclophyllidea, Hymenolepididae.
UUUAAGGAUAUCAUCUUCCCUUCUGGUGGAGCUGGUUAUGUUUUAUCGAGGGCAGCAAUGAAGUUGGUGACAGAGGGCAUGAUAAGGGGCAUCAAAUCUUGCUCUGCUUCCUUGUUACCAGAGGACAUAAGAAUCAGUUACUGCGCUCGUGAUACUGGAGUAGAAUGGAUUGACAGUCUUGACGAAAGUGGACUCGAAACAUUUCAUCCCUUUGAAGUGGAACAUCUUAUUAGUGAAGAGGCUAUGGAGUCCACUCCGUGGAUUCACAGGAGAAACUAUCACCCUUUGCGAACGAUUCAGAACCAACAGACCUUCUAA